Messenger RNA from Tachysurus vachellii, 1284 nucleotides. RefSeq names its product mitochondrial ribosomal protein L44 (gene mrpl44). Gene Ontology annotation, biological process: primary miRNA processing; rRNA processing; regulation of gene expression. Lineage: Eukaryota; Metazoa; Chordata; Actinopteri; Siluriformes; Bagridae. The record is from RefSeq and is a predicted model, not a curated record. Bases 50 to 1057 code for a protein of 335 amino acids. The transcript has 5 exons. Gene Ontology annotation, cellular component: nucleus. Gene Ontology annotation, molecular function: double-stranded RNA binding; ribonuclease III activity.
UUAAAAGCGUCUCACUUCCGCCGGAUGUUGUGCAGGUUCACGGCGUGUCAUGGCGGCGUGUAGGACGCUUCUGAGUCGAGGCGUGUUAACGCUUGGGCUUCAUUAUCAGCGUGUGUGCAGAAGUGUCCUGGUCACACAGAGCAGGGAGAAGAAGCGAUGGAUGAAGUCUUACACACUGCUCAUGGAGAGGAAGAGGAGACUCCAAGGACCUCCAACACCGAGCCCACGCUCUCAGCAGCCUAACUGGGACUAUCACGCUGAGGUGGAGGCGUUCAGCGCCCGGCUGAAUGAACGUUUCUCCACAGACCUCCUGAAGACGGCGUUUGUGAACCCCUGCUACAUUCGCUCCGAGGAGGAGAGACGCCGCUCGUUGGGUGUAGAUGCUGAGAGCACAGCAUUAAACCUCAGAGACAACACGGAGCUGCAGGAACACGGGCGUAAAUUCACACUGGUUUUCCUCAGUGACUGGUGCAGGAACAGCUUCCCCAGUUUGCCGGAAGACGGCGUAGCGGCCAUCGUGAGUCAUCUGACCGGGUCGGAGGUCAUGUGCCAUGUGGCUCUGAACCUGGCGGUGGAGGAGCUGGCGAUGACGGCGGAGUUUCCUGUUCCAGAUGACGUGCUUCAGGCGACGUUCUUCGCUGUAAUUGGUGCGCUGGAGCAGAGCAGCGGCUCAGGGAGGGCGGGGCUUUUCAUCAGGGACUUCCUCGUGACACAGCUAAUAGGGAAGGACCUGUUUGACAUGUGGAAGGUGUCGAACCCUAUGGGGUUGUUGGUGGACGAGCUGAGUCGGAGAGGAGCUUCACUCCCUGAGCCACGCCUCCUUCAGUCCUCAGGAGCCAGCACAGUCCUCCCACUUUACUUCGUCGGCCUUUACUGUGAUAAGAGGCUGCUGGCUCAUGGUCCUGGUGAGACUCUAUCAGCUGCAGAGGACGAGGCAGCACGCGUGGCUCUGAGGAAACUCUUCAGCUACACAGAAAACCGUAAACCGUUCGACUUCUACACAAAACAAGAGCAGCCUGAAACAUCAGCAGUGAACAAGGCGAUUAACAGAGGAUAAACACUCACAAACACACACACAUACACACACACAUGUCUUUCACCAGGUGGUUAACAUCUGUCUCGUUAAGUCUCUUCACUCAAACACACGAGUAAAUUUGAACAGUUCUGCAGCAAGACGUGUGAAAUGUUCCUCCAGCUGGUCUAAUGAAAUCAGGCCAAAAACAACACUGGAGUGUAAAUGUUUUUUUACUGAAAUAAUUAAAUAAAUGUUUCUUCACUUAAGAA